Molecule: messenger RNA, 1144 nt
Organism: Gaeumannomyces tritici R3-111a-1
Lineage: Eukaryota; Fungi; Ascomycota; Sordariomycetes; Magnaporthales; Magnaporthaceae
Exons: 2
Coding region: 1-1020 (339 amino acids)
Source: RefSeq, a predicted model, not a curated record
AUGACUCUUUCGUUCUGUACGGCGCCAUCUUGCCAGCUUCUCUUCCACUUUUCGGCUAUCGACACCAUCCACUUGCACUUCGGCUAUCGACACCAUCCACUUGCGCUUCGAGACAAAACUAGGAACCCAGUGAGCAUCGCAGACUUCAGGCGAUACUGCUGUACUGGUAAACAUCCCUCAAAAACUCUCGGAACAGUUUCGGACGACACCAUGCAGGACAACGUGCCCACGACAGACAGCACGCCCAAGACGGGCAGCAUGGCCAAGAAGGGCAACGUGACCAAGACGACUUUGUUCACCGGUCCAACGUCGCUCGAUGAGCUGAAGCAAAACCUCACCCCUGCUCAGGCGAUCCAGAUCUGCAUUAGGCCGCAGUCCCUUCCAGAGGCCAAGAGGUGGCUCUGCGAAGAAUACCGCACCUUUGAGAAAAACCUCUUCACGCUCCUGACUUUCGUCCUGGAGGGCGAAUUGCAGACAAAGGAGACCCUCAAGAUCAAGGUGAAGCAGGCCCUGCUGAAGCUAAAGGACAACACCCCGUCGUACGCCGUCCUCUCGCGCCUGCUGGCCGGCAUCCGUGCCCUGCGGUCCGACUUCCCCAAGACGCUCGUCGACCCCGACGACAUGCUGGAGAUGCGGCGCUUCCUGGUGCGCGAGGCCGUCCAGGCCCCGCACGACAGCGACGACAGCGACGACAGCGACGACAGCGACAACGGCGACGACAGCGACGUCGACCACCACGAAAUGUGGGGGCCGUUCAGGCGCUGCGAGGAGGAGGAUGUGGUGACCGAGGCCCUGUUCGCCGGCGGGAACUGGUUCACGUCGUGGGCCCCCGCCAUCGAGGCCCUGGCCCUGGUCGUGGCCCCGACCCCGGAGUGGGAUGGAGAGGGCCGCCGGGCCACGAUCAUGCGCCUCAGCAACGGCGUCCUGCUGUCCUCGGACUUUGUCGUCGCCAGGUCGCGCCAUGUGCGCGAGCUUAGCCAGGGUAGAUACGUCGGCAUGCACUUUGGCAAGCGCUACUAAGGCGGCCAGGCUGCAACAAGGGGGAUGAAGGGGUCGCUUCUCGACUCGCAGCACAUGGGACACUGGCAAGACAACAACAGGAGCAAUCUAGGAAAUAGGAAAACAUGCAUAAAAUUGGAGACCG